GUUCAUUUUUGUCACAGGUUCGGGGAUGUCAGUAAUUGAAAGUUUAAAAUGUAUUCGGUAAAAAAUCAAUCCGACGUUGAAGCAACAUCAAAUGCUACUGAUCGAAAAACAAAAACUGCAGAGUCACAUGAAAGUCAUGAAUAUGAAGAAGUGCUCGAAUUGAUUGGAUUUGGACGUGUGCAGUGGACUGUGCUAUUUGCCGCUGGCUUUCUCUUAAUGAUGGUCAUUAACGAAACCAUGGGCAUGUCUUACAUCACAAUUGUAUCACAAUGCGAUUUUGCAACCAAUUCCAUGGAUAAAGCCAUUAUGAGUGCUGCAAGUUUCAUUGGAAUAUUUUGUUCAUCAUAUUUCUGGGGUUAUCUAAGCGAUACAAUUGGACGCAGACCAAUAUUAAUAUAUACCACAUUUGCUGGUAACUUGUUAUCCUUAGCAUCGAUAUUCAUACCAAAUUAUUGGGUAUACGUCUUUAUUCGAUUCACUGUUGGAUUUUUCAUAGCUGGAGCAUCUUCCACCACCUACGCCUACUUGGGUGAAUUCUUUGUACCGCGUCACCGUCCAAUCGUUAUCAAUUAUGCCAGUUUAUUUGUUGGAAUUUCCACCGUUUAUGUGCCUGUUGUUGCAUGGGUUAUAUUAUCUAUGGACUGGAGCAUUGGCAUCACGGAGAGUUUCUCUUUUCGACCCUGGCGAUUGUUAACUAUUUUUUAUUUACUACCAGGAGUCGUGGGAUCUCUUAUGCUCUUGACACUUCCAGAAAGUCCCAAGAUUUUAUUAUCGCUUCAUAAGACCCAGGAGGCCUACGAUGCUGUUGAUUGGAUUGCAGUCCGUAAUUCUGGCAAACACUUGCAUGAGUUCAAGGUUAAGAAACUAAAAGAAGAAGCCCAUCCUGAGGAAGAAAAUGCGUUGCUUGUCUCAAAAUCGGCAUUCACAACUGUUAGGAAAAUGUGGAAAGAAACUCUACCCCUGCUGAGAAGACCUCAUUUAGUUAAUUUUGCUAUAAGUUGUACGAUUAUGUGCGGCCUGUUCUUUAGCUCAUCGGGAAUGGGUCUAUGGUAUCCAGAGAUUCAAAAUCGUUUGGGCUCAUCCGAUGAUGUGGACAUGACAGUAUGCCAAGUCAUCGAUGCCUCCAUUGAUCAAUCAGAGAAUGUUACAACAACAAUCUGCAAUGAUCACAUAAAUGUCAAAAGUUAUAUAGAUACAAUUACAUACGGUUCUGCCUUAAUUGUGGGCUACAUUUUAAUGGGUCUAGUUCUAAAUCGAAUUGGUCGAAAGGCUUCUAUAUCACUUGCUUUGACAAUAGCAGCUGCAUGUGCUCUUUCAUUGAUUUGGAUAAGAGAUGAGGUCGUCAUUGUGGUCUGUUUCUGUUUAUAUCUAGUCUUGCCUGGACUUUGCGUCUCUGUUUUAAGUGGCGCUGUGGUGGACUUAAUGCCCACACAUUUAAGAGGAAAAGCUGUCUGCAUUUGCCUAAUGUUGGGAAGAACAGGCAGUGUAUUUGGAAGCAAUAUAAUUGGUGUACUUUUGGAAUCAUAUUGUACAGCAACAUUCGGUGUAUUUUCAGGAUUUGUGUUUGUUUGUGCUGGAAUGACGUUACUUCUGCCAAUUUGAACAAAGACUAGGCAACAUUUUUUAUAAAAUUCUAAAAGAUAUACAGACUUGUAGACUUAAAGUUCCUAUAAGAUCGAAAUCUAGUUGUUUUAUACAAAAUUUAUUUUUUACAAUUGUUAGAAGGUGAAGAUCAUGAAAGAUGACAAUGUUUGCCUAAGCUGCCAGUGCUAACUCUUAGUCUCUAGUCUGUUAGUUUGUAACUCUAGACUUGUCUUGAAAAGAGAUUAAUAUAUUGUUGUCUAUUUUUAACUACUAAUUUAACUAAUAUAACACCCAACAACUAAAUAAAAAUGUCUACCAAAAUGAA
Messenger RNA from Drosophila willistoni, 1909 nucleotides. Its product is annotated as synaptic vesicle glycoprotein 2B. Gene Ontology annotation, molecular function: transmembrane transporter activity. Gene Ontology annotation, biological process: transmembrane transport. The record is from RefSeq and is a predicted model, not a curated record. Bases 49 to 1602 code for a protein of 517 amino acids. The transcript is spliced from 9 exons. Lineage: Eukaryota; Metazoa; Arthropoda; Insecta; Diptera; Drosophilidae.